This is a messenger RNA of Ipomoea triloba (trilobed morning glory), 1316 nucleotides long. Its product is annotated as succinate dehydrogenase [ubiquinone] iron-sulfur subunit 3, mitochondrial. The transcript is spliced from 4 exons. Gene Ontology annotation, cellular component: mitochondrion. The coding region runs from base 6 to 959 and encodes 317 amino acids. The record is from RefSeq and is a predicted model, not a curated record. Gene Ontology annotation, biological process: respiratory electron transport chain; aerobic respiration; tricarboxylic acid cycle. Gene Ontology annotation, molecular function: electron transfer activity; 2 iron, 2 sulfur cluster binding. NCBI's taxonomy places the organism in Eukaryota, Viridiplantae, Streptophyta, Magnoliopsida, Solanales, Convolvulaceae.
UAAAGAUGUCGAGGAAUUUGUUAAGAAAUGGAGUGAUGAAGAGCAGUGUACGAGGUUUAUUCAAGAAAGCUGCCGGGGAAUCAAAGGGAUCAGAGAAGUUUCCGAGUCUAGAAGGCCACCCAAUUGCUCAAGAACACGCAGGGGAAGCUGUGGAGUCAAACGUAAACAGGUUGAGACAAUUAGGCGAAAACCAAUCUCCGAAGAAAGAGUUCAGAAUCUACAGAUGGAGCCCUGAUCAUCCCAACCAAAGGCCAUUUCUUCAGUCAUUUCACGUCGAUCUCUCCGCUUGUGGCCCCAUGGUUCUGGAUGCGCUGCAGAAGAUAAAGGGUGAGGAGGAUUCGAGUUUGAGUUACAGGAGGUCUUGCAGGGAAGGGAUAUGUGGGUCGUGCUCGAUGAACAUAGAUGGCGUCAAUACUGUGGCGUGUCUGAAGCCAAUAGACACAGACACGAGCAGGGCCACGGUAAUCACGCCUCUGCCGCACAUGUUCGUCAUCAAAGACUUGGUGGUUGACCUCACUAACUUCUACCAACAGUACAAGUCAAUUGAGCCGUGGCUGAAGACGAGAAAGGCGGCCCCGGAAGGAAGGGAAUACAGGCAGACUCCGGAGGAGAGGAAAAGACUAGACGGGCUGUACGAGUGUAUAUUAUGCGCCUGCUGCUCAACUUCCUGCCCUUCCUACUGGUGGAAUCCUGAAGAGUUUCCCGGCCCGGCGGCUUUACUCCAUGCUUAUCGUUGGAUUUCCGACAGCCGGGACGAAUAUGCAAAAGAGAGAUUGCAGGCAAUAACAGAGAAUCAGAAACGGUUGUAUAGGUGCAGGACUAUAAAAAAUUGCACGGCAUGUUGUCCCAAGAGCCUAAACCCAGCAAAUGCCAUAAAUAAGAUGAAGACUAGGCACCUUACCGCAUACCCAGUGGAGAAAUAUGAAGCUGAACCAGAGCCUCGUUAUGGACAAUCUUGAAUUUUCAAUUCAUCUUUAACGUAAACCUCAAAUGAGAACAUACGAUUGAAAUAGUUUAAUUAUAUAUGUUAAUUUUAUGCUUUUAACUUUUAAUUAUUUCAAUUGAGUUCAUAUAUAUAGUUGUUGAGGCCUGAGGGUGACAGGCUUUUAGAUGAUACUUUUAAUUAAAAUUGUGGCAAUAGUUAAUUUUCAAUAUCUUUUGCUUCCUCUAAAUAUUUAGAUGAUUUUAAUUCUUCCUCACCGAGAUUCUAGCUUUCCCACAAAAUUCAAAACCCACACAAAAGUGAUCCAAAAAAUUGUAGGAAAACUCAAACUAAACAAAACAAAUAAAAAAAAAAUCCAUUUCAACAAAAAGAA